Dreissena polymorpha is the source of this 4073-nucleotide messenger RNA. RefSeq lists its product as uncharacterized. Gene Ontology annotation, molecular function: protein binding; zinc ion binding. The coding region runs from base 464 to 2158 and encodes 564 amino acids. The record is from RefSeq and is a predicted model, not a curated record. NCBI's taxonomy places the organism in Eukaryota, Metazoa, Mollusca, Bivalvia, Myida, Dreissenidae. The transcript is spliced from 3 exons.
UUCGGAAGUUUAUCAAAUCAGUUCUAAAACUGAGCUGAUGUUAAACAUGUAAGAAAGAACUGUAAAUCAUGGACAGAGCAAUAAACUUUAAAAUAGAUGAGACGAUUUGUAACAACCAAUUUCAGAAAGCAGUCAGUUUAACUGAACAUCACCCUAUUUCAGAAAAUGGUUUGUCCCUGUGUUAUCUGUGAAACCAUCAUCCAACUUUUUGUACAUGGUCUUUUCGAAAGUGUACUAUGCACCUUUGCGCUUCAGUGUGUAUUUAAAUAGGACUGUGGGCGUAAACAGCCAAUAUAAUUCAGCUAUUGCAAGCAAAAUUGAAGUUUUAGUACAGAAAUUAAUAUACUUACUUAAAACUGUGUGUGUCAUCAUAAAAAGUCAUUCUAUUCACAAGGUAGGGAUCAUAAUAGUUGUGAAUACAUAGCUUUUCCAUCUUAGGACAGUUCACAAUAUCUAUUUCAAAAUGGCAACAAUUACUGCUGUAGGUUCAGUUUACUACAGUUCAGAUUUUGUGAAGGUCUAUGUUUGUGACGCAUGCACCAGUAAAAAUUUUGAAGAAAGUGCUGAUUAUUUUUGUGCAUCCUGUAAGAAGUUUUUCUGCAGAAAAUGCAUUUAUCAACAUGAUCAGUUAUUUGCAAACCAUUCCAAAUAUGGAAGAGAAGAAACAAAUCAAUGGCCUCUUACAAAGACACUGGAAAAUUUACUACUAAAAUGUGAUAUCCACAAGGAGAAGAAACUGGAAACUUUCUGUCAUGACCACAGUCAGCUGUGUUGCUCUGAUUGUGUUUUACUGGAUCACAGACAGUGUGUCAAUGUGAUUCGAAUUUGUGACUCAGUCAAAAAGAUGCCAUUGGAUAUGCAACAGUUGCCCAUCAAUCUUCAAACUAUUCUUGAGCAACUAAAUAAGUUUAAAUGUAGAAAAGAGGCCAGCAUGAAGUCUGUGGAUGUAUCAUGGAGUGAAAAACUACAAGAAAUCCGAGACCUGCGAAAUACUUUAAAUGCUGCUUUGGAUGCACUAGAAAAAACAACCUUGAAAGAACUUGAUGAAAUUAGGACCACAUUGCAAACCAUUCUCAAGAAUGAUGUUGACAACUGCAGCAGACUGAUCGAUGAACUGAAACAACUCAGUGAAGCCAUACAUGUCCUUUGUGAUAAGAGUGAAAAAGAAAUUGAAUUCAUAGCUAGCAGAAAAUGCCUGGACAAAAUACAGGAGUCUAAAGCAUUUCUGAAGGAGAUCACUGUGAAAUUGCAGAGUUCAAUGAUAUUCAAGGCAAACAUUGACAUUGAGAAGUACCUGUCUCAACAGGCAAGCUUAGGAAGAAUUGUAGACAGUAUGCAGUCUCUUACAUUGAAAACAAACCCAAACCAUGUGAUGACCGUGAAGAGGAUAUCCGAGUAUAUUGUGAGAAUAUCAAGUGACCCAAAUCAGACUUGCAGCAUCAGAGGUGUUUGUUGCCUGCCUGAUGGCCAGGUCAUUUGUGCAGAUUGUGAUAAUAGCAAAGUGAAGCUGUUAGACCAGAACUACAAUGUGGUCAGUCACUGUGAUGUGUCUGAUAGCCCAACAGACAUUUGCCAAAUUACAACCAGUGAGGUGGCUGUAAUUGUUGAUAAAGGUGUACAGUUUAUCGCUGCGAGCAAUGGGCAGCUGGUGAAUGGGAGGAAGUUCCAGUUACCGUAUGCAGCAUAUGGUAUUGCCCACCAUCAGGGAGCAUUGUAUAUCACCUCUGGCACUGCCCUGUACCAUCACUCUUUGAAUGGAUCACUUGUGAAAAAGCUGUUCGAAGAUACAAGUCGCUCUUAUACAGUGUUUAAAUGUGCAGUAAGUCCAGAUGGGGACAGGAUUUAUGUUACAAGCAACAAGAUUCACAAGCUCAUCACUCUGGCUACAAAUGGCAUCCUGAUAUCCACCUUCAUGGACCCUGAACUACAAAACCCUUGGGGUGUCCAUGUAACACCAUCAGGACAAGUGCUUGUCUGUGGGGGCGGCUCCAAUAUUGUGAUGCAGAUUGAUUGUGGGGGAAGAAAGAAACUGGCAACUUUUGCGUCACAGAAAGAUGGACUGAACAAACCAGUUUCAGUCUGCUACAACUCCAACAUUCACAAUAUUGUUGUGGGACUACAUGGUGGCAAUAAAGUAAUUGUUUUGAAAUUGCAAUAGCUCUUCCAGUGAAAAGAACAUUUUUAUAAAUAGGGUUAUUUUAUAUAAAUGUUAUACUUAUUUUUUAUUGUGCACAUUUAAUCAGAGAAGUAUAUAUCUAGGUAAAAAAAAGAUAUACAUGCUUUGUUUUUAACAAUGAAUUUAAAUUUAUUUUAAAUACGUUUUGUUAAUUCACUAGAGGUUGUACCAUUUUAAUAUGGAUGAUAAUUAUUUAUCAUUUUGAUGCUAAUUACAUCUUUAGUCUUUUUUCUUUUGGGCCAACAAUAAAAACGUCUUUGUUUGCCAUUUCCUACCUUACAAAUAACAUCCUUACUGGAAAGAAUUUUUGGAGUUGUAUUAAAAAAAUAAUUUAUUUAUAAUUUGUAAUUGACCUUGAGUUAUUAAGGAAACUGUUUCAACUGGACACCUGCCUAUAAUUUAUCAUAUUGAAAUUAGAGUGCCUUGUGUGUCAUAGAAUAUCUUUUCAACACCUGCACUUUGCCUUUAUUUAACUUUCGAUAUGCAACAAAUAUUUGACAAAAAAAAUAUCAUAAUUAUGUCCCCCUUCGAAGACGAGGGUAUAUAUUGUUUUGCUGGAUGUCGGCCCAUCUGUCUGUCAAUGGAUUGACCGAUUUGAUUAAAACUUCACAUGUGCAUUGGCCUUGGACUGUAGAUGACCCCUACUGAAAUUGGGGUCACUAGGUAAAAUGUCACUAUCACAAUCAGUGUGAAAAGCAUCUCUGUUCAAUAACUGGUCAACUAAUUGCCCGAUUAUUGGCUUAAUACUUCACAUGUGCAUUUGUCUUGGACAGUAGAUGACCACUAUUGAAAUUGGGGUCACUAGGUCAAAGGUCACUGUCACAAUAAGUGUGAAAAUCGUUUCCGAUAAAAAAAUAAACAAAUUGACUGAUUAGGUUGGUACUUCACAUGCGCAUUGGCAUUGGACAGAAGAUGAUCCCUAUUAAAAUUGGGGUCACUUGGUCAAAGGUCAUGGUCACUCUCUCAAAAAGCGUGAACAUCGUUUCUGAUCAAUAAUUCGACAAGGGAUUGACCGAUUGUCUUGAUACUUCACAUAAGCAUUGGCCUUGGACAGUAGAUGAUUCCUAUUAAAAUUGCUUAAAGGUCAAGGUCACUGUCACAAUAAGUGCCUUAUCGUUUCUGAUCAACAAUUCGUCAACAAAUUGACCCAUAGGCUUGAUACUUCACAUGUGCAUUGGCCUUGGACAUUAGAUGACCCAAACAUAAAUUGGGAUCACAAGGUCAAAGAUCUAAGUCAAUGUCACAAUUAACGUGAUAAUCGUUUCUGAUCAACCACUCGUCAACAAAUUGACCAAUUAGCUUAUUACUUCACAUGUGCAUUCGCAUUGGACAGUUAAGAAGACCCUUAUUGAAAUUAGGUUCACUAUGUCAAAGCACUGUUGGGGGCAUAUGUCUCCAACUGCGGAACUUUUGUAAAUGUUUGGUAAUACAUCUGCAGAUAUUUGUUUAAAAAUUAUUUUAAUGUAUUAAUAUUUGAUUAUAUACUGAUAUAAAUGCAUUUUAUUAUUCAUUAAUUUACUUUUGAGGGAUAAAUGUGUUUCUGUAAUAAUCCUUAUUUUUACAAUGACACUAAUGGUAUGUGGUAUAUGUGCCAUUUUCAUAUUUGUGCAUUUUGAAACAUAUUAUAGUCAUUAUCACGUAAAACAUAAGUUUUGAAAGAAUGAUACUUGGAAAUUUAAUAUAAUAUUGCUUAGUCAGAAGUGUUUCUUUGACAACUAAUUAAACUACUUCAGGCUUACAUUUUGACUGUGGUAAAACUAUAGUUUUAUAGUUCUGAAGUUUAUUUUCCUCUUAUAUGUAAUACAAAACCUCUGGUGGGUCUGGCUUCUUUUUUAGAAAUGACUCCUUAUUACUGUGUCAUGUAGUCUUUGAAACAUAAUAAACACACAUAACUCAA